AUGUCGUCUAGUUGUCAAGGGCUUGAAGGCGCCAGGGGAGGGGGCGUGUGGUCGUUCACGUUGGUUUCCUUUUUCGUCCUAUUGUUCCCACGUUCGGGGGCAGACCCGUCGGCCGGAGGCCGGAGGAUGGACCGUAGGCAAGAUGGAGACUGGAGAGAAGGAAUUCUGGGUCGUUGUCGUUGUCGUUGGGUCGGCGGCUCGGGGGUCAACCCACCGGGGUUGAGGGUGUCAGGGAUACAGAACGGGAAUGGCUCAAGUGGGGUUCAUGGUCCCGGCGUAUAUUAA
Messenger RNA from Colletotrichum costaricense, 285 nucleotides. RefSeq lists its product as uncharacterized. The record is from RefSeq and is a predicted model, not a curated record. The transcript has a single exon. NCBI's taxonomy places the organism in Eukaryota, Fungi, Ascomycota, Sordariomycetes, Glomerellales, Glomerellaceae. Bases 1 to 285 code for a protein of 94 amino acids.